AUGGCUCGAGCACAAGAGUUUCCCCAGCAGCGAGACAACAUGGAAGUUAACUCAACGAGGGCCCUGGUGUAUCACUGGCGCAUCUUUCGGAUUAUCGGACUGCAUCCGCCGCCCAGGAACACCAUGUGGGGGCGGCACUACAGUGCCUACUCGGUGGUGUGGCACACGGUGUUCCAUUUCUGCCUCUGGGUGUCCUUCUCGGUGAACUUCCUGCUGUCCAACUCGCUGGAGACCUUCUGCGAGAGCCUGUGCGUGACCAUGCCGCACACGCUCUACAUGCUGAAGAUAUGCAACGUGUACCGGGUGCACGACGAGCUGCUCCACAGCCACCGGGUGUUCCGGCACCUGGACAGCCGGCUGAGCUGCUCCAUGGAGGUCCAGAUCGUGGAGGAGGGCGUCGCCCGGGCCGAGUUCAUAUUUAAGUUCAUUGUCCGCGGCAUUUUGGCCGUCCUCGUCGUCGGCAUCCUCUACAUCGGGCUGGCCAGCGAGCCCACGCUGAUGUACCCCUCCUGGAUUCCCUGGAACUGGACGGGCAGCUUCUCCGCCUACCUGCCCACCGUCACCCUCCACACGAGCGCCAUCAUCGAGACCUCGGUGGUGGUUCUCACCACGAGCACCUACCCGGGCACCUACCUCCUCCUGCUUAGCGCCCACACCAAGGCGCUGGCCUGGCGAGUUGCCAGUCUGGGUCACAACGACCCACUGCCGGCGCAUCGGGUGCAGGCACUCCUCGCUGGUUACAUCCAGGACCACCAGAUCAUUUUGCACCUGUUCAAGUCGCUGGAGCGAUCGCUGUCGAUGACCUGUUUUCUGCAGUUCUUCUGCACGGCCUGCGCCCAGUGCACCAUCAGUUACUUUCUGCUCUUCGAGGAAAUCGGGGUCAUGCGGUUUGCGAACAUGCUGUUCCUGCUGGUGGCCUUCACCACCGAGACCCUGCUGCUGUGCUACACCGCCGAGAUCCUCUGCCAGGAGGGCGAAAGCCUGCUGGAUGCGGUCUACAGCUGCAAUUGGCUGGACCAGUCGAUCCAAUUCCGGCGCCUGGUGCUCCUCAUGCUGGUGCGCUGUCAAAAACCGAUGAUCCUGGUCUCUGGAGUCAUAGUGCCCAUCAGCAUGAAGACCUUUCUGGUGGUGGUGAAGGGAGCUUACUCCAUGCUCACUCUGCUGAACGAAAUGCGAAAGACGUCACUCGAAUAA
Messenger RNA from Drosophila elegans, 1194 nucleotides. It is a transcript of the gene Or19a, whose product is annotated as putative odorant receptor 19b. Lineage: Eukaryota; Metazoa; Arthropoda; Insecta; Diptera; Drosophilidae. Gene Ontology annotation, cellular component: plasma membrane. The coding region runs from base 1 to 1194 and encodes 397 amino acids. Gene Ontology annotation, molecular function: olfactory receptor activity; odorant binding. The transcript has 3 exons. Gene Ontology annotation, biological process: sensory perception of smell; detection of chemical stimulus involved in sensory perception of smell. The record is from RefSeq and is a predicted model, not a curated record.